AUGAGUUAAUCCCCUUAACUUAGGAAACUAAACUUUGGUCCUUUAGUAAAGAUAAAGAAAUAAAUAAACUUACCUAAAAUAAGAAAAUAAGAAGAAUCAUUUUAGGCUAUUUUAAAUGUUUCUGAUUAUGAUCCAUAAUCUGAUAGAGAUAGAUCAUUUAAUAAUAGAUCAUUUAGAAAAUUAAUUCAUACAACCAAUAUAAAUUUUUCAACUGAUAAAAAAAUAUCAGAAGAAUAUGCAGUAUAUGGAUUAUCUAAAUUAAAAAUUGAAAGAAAAGAGUAACCUUUUUAAAGUGAAAGAACAAUAAAACAUUUAUAUUAUAUGUAAUAAGAUGAAAAUACAAAUAAAGAUUGGUUUUAAAUUUGUUUAAAAUAACCACCACCUCAUGCUUAAGCAUAAUUUUAUAAAUAAUCUGAAAAGUAUAAUUUAAAUUUCCUUUUAGAUAAUAUGAAUGGUGUGAUGUUUAAAUUUUAGAUUUUAAUGAAGAAACAGAGAAAUUUUUAAUUCAAUAAUAUCCAAAAGGUCCUAAGAAACAAGUAGAUCGAUUGCAAAUUAAAUUCAAUAAUUAAAAUCAAUAAUUUUUUGAUAGCAUGAUUAAAUAAGAGUAUCAAAUUAUAUAGUAAUUAGAUAAUUAUAGCUUCAUGAGAAAUAAUCUGAAUUAGCUUAUGUUAAUAAAAUUAUGGCUGUGGAUACUAAAUUAGUUAAUUCAAUUUCUGAUAAAUUAAAAUAGAAACUUUUGAUAAGAUUUUCAAAGUAUAAGAACUAAAAUUUAGUUAUGAAUUUAAUUAGUUAAGUAGAAGAUAUGUAUUAAUAAAAUAUGAAAAAAUGUGUAUAUUUGAAGGAUUUAAGUAAAUAUAAAUAAAAAUUUGUACCAAUUCCUAGAAUGAAGAUAUUUUAUACAUCAUAAUAAUAAUUAAAAAAGAGUCUAAUGUUUGUGAAUAAGGCUGUUAUAGAUUGUUGGUUAUAAAUGAUUAGAUUUAUGAAUAAUUUUUAAGUGAAUUUAUUUGAAUUUGAUAAAGUACAUUUGCCUGUAUCUUGGGAAAAAUUUGAAUAACUUAUUGAUUCAAAUAUGAAUAAAAUUGAAUAGUAAUUAAAAAAAUAAAGAUUCUUUAUUUAUGCUUAAAUACAAGAGAAUUUAUAAACUACUUUUAAUUUUUUUAAUAUAACUAUGCCUGAAUAUAUAGCAAGUGAUUUAAAAAGCGUAGUUUAAAGAUUUGAUUUACAUUAUACUGAAUAUCUUUAUAAAUUAUUAAGAGAUGAAUAAUAAAAAAUAAUAAGAUUUUAUUAAAGAUUUUAAUUGGUUCAAUAGAAUAUCAAAUUGGUUGCAACAUCUUUAUUUUAAUUAAGAAUAGUAGGAAUGAAUAAAUCUAAAUUAGAAAAGUAUGAAUAAACUAGAAAUUCUAUUAAUGAUGAUUUAGAAUUGAUAACUUUAGAUACUUCAUUAAAUUAAGUGAUUAAUAUAGCAACAUAUCCAAAUAGAUGUUUAUUUAAUAUUAUUUCUUAAUUAUAUAAAAUAGAAAGUGAAAUAGUACCAUUAUUAAAAAUUCCUUAACAAUUUUCAAUAGAAAGAGAUAAUUUGGCUUUUUUUGAAGUUUUAAAAUAAGAAACUGCAGAUCUUAUUGAGAAAGAAUAUUCUAAAUGUUAAUAAUCUUGCAAGAAAUUUCUACCUUAUCAAUAUUUAUUGAUUCCAAUGAAAACUAAGGCUAUAAAUAAAAUUUUUGGAAUCGAAGGGAAAGAGAAGCCAUCUUUACAUUAGAUUAGACUCUCUGUUAUACGUGAAGCUUUAGAUAAUUUAAGCAAAGCAUAAAGAGAAAUAAAUUAUAAUUUUAUUGAUAAUUAAGUAAUUGGACUCUUUACUUUAAAUUCAAAAGAAAUAAAAUAAAUUUUAAUAUAAAGAGCAUAAGAAAACUAUUAGUUAAUUGUGUAAAAAUUAAUAGAAAUAAUUAAGCAUAAUGUAACUAAUAUAAAAACACAUUAUUAAGAAAUGUAUGCUAAAACUUCAACAGUUCCUUAAACAGAAGAAGAUUUAAUUGAAUUAAAGUUAUUUCUUGAUGAAAUAAAGAUAUAAUUUUCAAAAUAAUAUUUAGAAAUUACAUAAAUGUAAAUAUGAUGUUAAUUAGUUAUUAGUAAAAAAUUUAUAAAUUAUUUGGAUGAAAUAUUUUAAGAAUAUGAUUUGAUGUUAAUGAAAGAAUAUUAUUAUUUAUUGUAAUGGCCAAAAGAAAUUAAAAGAAGCAUUAAAACUAAUAGUCGAUAGAUAGAAUCUAUUGAGAGACAAUUCUUUUAAAAAUUAGAACAUGAUAAAGUUGAAUUUACAGAAAAGUUAUUUUAAAUGAAAGAAUAAUUUACAAAAAUAAAAGGAUUUAAUUAAUUUGGAAUUGUUAAAUAAUAAGCAAAUGAAAUGAAAAUAUUGGCUGAUUGGAUAUUUUAAGGAUAAGAAUAAAUAAAUUCAUUUAAUUAAAGAGAAACUAUGUUUUAAAUACCCUUAUCAUAAUAUAGAGAAUUUCAUUAAUUAGUAACAGAAUUCAAACCAUUUUAAUAUUUAUGGGAAUUAGCAAAUGAAUAUGAAUUUUAAAAAGAAUCAUGGCUUUAUGGUUCAUUUAAAAAUUUGAAUCAUUAAUAAAUAUUAUAAAAAUUGACAUAUUAUGUAAAUGAAACUAUGAUUUUAUCUAAUACAUUUAAAGAAAUAAGUGAUGAAAAUGGAUAAUCAGUUACAAGAGGUUUUAGAAGAGCUUUAGAUGCAUUUAAAGAUAAUUUAUGGGUUGUAGAAACUCUAGCAAUUGAAGCAUUUACUAAAAAACCAGUAUUAUGGAGAGAAUUAUUUAAAGAGUGUAGAAUUUAGAAUUUUGACCCAAAAGAAGAGUUUUCUUUGUAAUCACUAAUAUAAAGAGGAAUCCUUAAUGUUAAGGAAUAAGUUGUACAAUUAUCUUAAAAAGUUGAGAAGGGUUGGAAUAUAGAAAAAAGAUUGAAUGAAAUGUAUGAUAAAUUAGUAAUCAUUGAAAUAGAAUUAUAAGAAUUUAGAGAAACAUUCAUUUAGAAAAAUUAUGAAGAAGUUCAAACAUUAUUAGAUGAAUAAUUGAAUGUAUUAUCAAUGUUAAAGAGUUAAUAACAUAUUAAAAUGGUAUUAGGUAAAGCAAAUUAAUUGGAAUAUAAAAUUGUAUUGAUUCAAGAUACUUUAGAGUUGGGUAUGAAAUGUUAAAAACAUUGGAUGUAUUUAGAUCCAAUAUUUGCAAGUGAAGAUAUAAAAAGAAAAUUAGUAGAAGAAACUGAAUAUUUUAAAUUGGUUGAUUAAUCAUAUAGAUAAUAGAUGGCUAUUUUAAAUAAGAAUAAAAUAUUAUGGGAUUCUAUUGAUAAUGAAAAGAUUAAGUAAGAAUUUCAGAAUAAUGUACAAUUAUUGGAUUCUAUUUAAAAAUCAUUAUCAAAGUAUCUAGAAUAAAAAAGGACUCUAUUUCCAAGAUUUUAUUUUGUGUCUGAUGAAGAGUUAAUAGAAAUAUUAGCAUUGGUGAAAGAUCCAAGAUUAUUGUAAAAGCAUAUAUUUAAAUGUUUUGAAGGGAUGCAUGAAUUAAAAUUUGAAGGGAAUCAUUCUUUAUUAGGAAUGAUGUCUUCAUAAUAAGAAUUAGUUAUUUUUGAUAAUAAGAUAGAAUUAUUAAAAGGAGAGAAGUAAGGAAAUGUUGAAUAAUGGUUAUGUGAAUUAUAAAGAAUAAUGGUUUAAACAUUAAGAACUUAGUUGAAUAAGACAUUACAAGAUUUAAACUCAUAAAAAUAAGAAUAUAUUAGUAAAUGGCCAACUUAAUGUAUAUUAUUGGCAGAUCAUAUAAAAUGGACAAGAAAUACUGAAUCAGCAAUAAGAGAAUUAUAAAAAAUGAAUUUACAUAUUCAUUUGGAAAUUCUAACUAAAUAAUUAUAAGAAACAGUAUAAUUAGUAAGAAAUGAAGAAAGAAUGGUAAUGAAAACAACAUUGGAAGCAAUGGUAGUAAUGGAAGUUCAUUGUAAAGAUAUAGUUUAAUAAUUAAUACAUUAAGAUGUUAAAAGUAUUUAUGAUUUUGCAUGGGUUUCUUAAUUAAGAUAUUAUUUUGAAGAUGAGGGAGUAAAUGUGAGAAUGGUGAAUUCAUAAAUAUAAUAUGGAUUUGAAUAUUUAGGAAAAGUAACAAGAUUAGUAAUAACAUCAUUAACUGAUCGAUGUUAAAGAACAUUAUUAAGUGCUAUGCAUUUAAAUUAUGGAGGGGCUCCUGAAGGUCCAGCUGGAACAGGAAAAUCUGAGACUGUGAAAGAUUUAGCAAAAGCAGUUGCUAUGCCUUGUAUAGUAUUCAAUUGUUCAGAUGGUCUCAAUUAUAUUGCAAUGGGUAAAUUAAUAAUAUUAUAAAUUAAGGUAAAUUUUUUAAAGGUUUGUCUUCAUCUGGAGCUUGGUGUUGUUUUGAUGAAUUCAAUAGAAUCGAUCCUGAAGUUUUAUCUGUUGUUGCUUAAUAGAUAUUUACUAUUUAAAAGGCAAUAAAAGAAAAAAGAAAUAGAUUUACAUUUGAAGGUGAAGAAAUUAAUUUGAUUCCUACAUGUGCUAUUAAUGUAACUAUGAAUCCAGGAUAUGCCGGUCGAUCUGAAUUACCUGAUAAUUUAAAAAUCCUUUUUAGACCAUGUGCUAUGAUGGUACCAGAUUAUGCAAUGAUUGCUGAAAUUUACUUAUAUAGUAUUGGUUUUGAGAAAGCAAGAGAGUUAAGUCCAAAAAUAGUGACAUGUUUAAAGUUAUGCAAUGAAUAGUUGUCUCCUUAAGAACAUUAUGAUUUUGGGAUGAGAGUUCUUAAGGCUGUAUUAAGUACUGCAAAAUAAUUAAAUUCUGGAACUGAAGAAGUCAUAUGUUUAACAGCUUUGAUUAAUGUCAAUAAACCUAAGUUUACUUAAAGUGAUGUCUAAUUAUUCUUAGCUAUUACUUAGGAUUUAUUUCCAAGUAUUAAUCCAUUAAAUUAAACAUCUCAAAUAUUGAUUGAUUAUUGUUGUGAAAAUAAUUAUUAACCUGAUAUAGAUUUUUAAGAAAAAUGUUAAUAAUUGCAUAAUACUAUAGCAGUUAGAAAUGGUGUUAUGUGUAUUGGAAAGACAUUUUCUGGGAAAACAGCAGCAAUUUCAACUCUAGGAAAAUCAUUGAAUGCUUAAACUCUAAAAUUGAAUCCUAAAGCAGUAACAACUGAUUAAUUAUAUGGAAAACUUGAUCCAGAUACAAAAUAAUGGUCAGAUGGAAUAUUACCUAUAUUAAUAAGGGAAAAUCUAAAUAAACCAACAAAAAUUUGGAUAUGGUUUGAUGGACCUGUAGAUUCAUUGUGGAUAGAAAAUUUAAAUACAGUUUUAGAUGAUAAUAAAAAAUUAUGUUUAACAUCAGGAGAAAUAUUAAAGAUACCAUAAACUAUGUGUAUGUUAUUUGAAGUUGAAGAUUUAUCUGCUGCAUCACCAGCUACAAUAUCAAGAUGUGGUAUGGUAUAUUUUUUAUAAAUUGAUUGGUAAUUAAUUAAUUAAUUAAUAUAAGGUAUUUAUAAGUAUAAAGUAUUUAAUUACCAGGAGGAUUGGAAAAAUAAUAUUUUAUAAGAAGAAUGAGAUUGUAAGUAUUUAUAUUCUAUAUAAUUUAGUUUGAUAGAUCAUUCUUAUGCAUGGGUUAAGGAAUAUGUAUAAUUUCCUGUUUAUGAUACUAUUAAUUUAAUGGUUUAAAGUUUUAUAUCAUUAUUGGUUUAAUUAUUAAAAACUUUAUCUGAGAUUCAAUAAAAUAGUAAUAAUUGGGAUAGUUGUUUAAUAUUUGCAUUAGUUUGGUCAAUAGGAGGAUGCUUAGAAGAGAAAGGAAGAUCAUUAUUUAAUGAUUUUUUACAUAAAUUAUUUAGAACAAAUAAAAGUGGAUUAAAAACAAAUUUUGGAGAUGAUUUAGAGUUGAAAUUAUAUUUUCCAGAGAAAAUAGAAUUCUUUUCUUGUGUAUUUUAAGAUGGUUAAUGGAUCAAAUGGACAGAUGUAUUUUAUAUUAAUUAAUAUUAGUUAACUUAAAAAUUUGAAGUAUAACCUGGUAUGUAAUUUCAUGAAAUUAUUAUACCUACUGCUGAAUUGAUGAGAAAUGAUUAUUUUUGUAAAAUGGGAUUACAUUUCCUUUUUUGUGGUCCAACAAGUACAGGAAAAUCAUUAUCUAUGAAUAAAUUUUCAAAAUUUUAAAUAACUUGUUCAGGAUAAACAACAAGCAAUAGUUUAUAAAGAUUAAUAGAAACAAAAAUAAAUAAAAGAAGAAGAAAAGGUUAUUAUGGAGCUGAAGAAGGACAUAUAAUGAUAUUUGUAGAUGAUUUAAAUAUGCCAUUUAGAGAACCUUAAGGUGCAUAACCAGCAAUAGAAUUAUUAAGAUAAUGGAUGGAUUAAGGUGGAUGGUAUGAUUUAGAUAAUAAGGAAUUUAAAUAUAUGUGUGAUAUCACUUUUCUUAGUGCUAUGUAACCAGCUAGUGGAGGUAGAGAUUAAGUAAGUAAGAGAUAUUUAAGAUAUUUUAAUUUAUUGUAUAUAGGUGGAUUUGAUAAUUAAAGCAUUUCAAAUAUUUUAUAAGUUUUUGUUGAAUGGGUAUUUUAAAAGAUAUAACCAUCAUAAGAUAUUCUAAAAAUGAAAAAUGAUUUAGUAUUUCAUACUAUUUAAGUUUAUGAUAAAAUAUAAUUGAGUUUAUUGCCUACACCUGCUAAAAGUUUAUACAUUUAUAAUUUAAGAGAUUUAAUAAAAGUAUUUGAAGGAAUGAGUAAAGUAACUAGAAUAAAUAAUCAAUAUAAUUUAGUUAAAUUAUGGACUCAUGAAUGUCUUAGAGUAUUUAGUGAUAGAUUAAUAGAUAGUUAUGAUUUGAAGAUAUUUGAAAAUGUACUCAAAGAAUCUACUACUUAAAUAGGUUAUUAAAUAUAAGAUUAUAAAAACCUAAUUUAUGUAUCUUUCUUACAUAAUGUUUAUGAUGAUGCAGGUAAUGUUUUAAAUGUAAAAUAAAAAUUACAAUAAGUACUUGAAGAAUAUAAUUAAAUGAAUUAAUAACAUACAUUAAGUCUUAUCUUAUUUAAUAAUGCUGUUUUACACAUUUCUAGAAUUGCUAGAAUAUUAUUAGCUAUUUAAGGUCAUGCAUUAUUAGUUGGCAUGGGAGGAACAGGAAGAAGUAAUCUAUAUUAUUAUUUAUUAUUAAGCAUCUCUAUCCAAAUUAGCCAAUUAUAUCAUUUUUAAUGAACAUGUUUAAACAGUUGAUCCAAGAUAAUGGGAUGAUUAAUUAUUAGGUAUAUUAAAACAUAUAGGUUUGGAUGAUCAUAAAUCUACUAUUAUAUUUAAUGAUUCAUAAUUUUAAACUGAAUCUAUGUUAGAAGAUGUAUGUAAUAUUAUGAGUCAUGGAGAAAUACCACAUUUAUUUCCACCUGAAGAAAGAAUUAAAAUAUAAGAAGAAAUGACAUAUCCAAAAUUUGUUUUAAAUUGUAAAUUAAAUACUCAUGUUAUAUUAUGUAUGCAACCUGUAGGUACAUAAUUUAGAAAAAGAUUAAGAAUGUUUCCUACUAUAAUUAAUUGUUCUACUAUUGAUUGGUUUAUGAGUUGGCCUGAUGAAGCAUUAGAAUCUACUGCUAGUUAAUUCUUACCAUAAAAUUUAGUUAAAAUUGCAGUAGAUAUUCAUCACAAAGUUUUAGAAAUUAAAGAAAGAUUUACUUAAGAACUUAGAAGACAUUUUUAUGUUACACCUACAUAAUAUUUAUAAUUAUUAGCAACUUUUAAAAAGAUUCAUACUGAAAAAAAUGAAAAUUCAAGAAUUUCUAUUGAUAAAUUUGAAACUGGAGUUGAAAAAAUUAUUUAAACUGAAAAAGAAGUAGAUAAAAUUAGAAAAGUUUUAUUUGAAUUACAACCAAAAUUAGAAAAGGCAACAGUUGAAAAUCUUGAAUUACUUAAAAAUAUCUAAAAGAAAUAAUAAGAAGCAGAUUAAACAAGAAUGAUUUGUGAAUCUGAUGAAAAAUAAUGUAGUUUAAAAAGAGAAGAAGCUAAUUAAUUAAAAGAUAUAUGUAAGAAGUAAUUAGAUAAUGUAUUACCUUUAUUAUCCAAAGCUACUGAAGCUCUUGAAAAAAUUACUAAAGAUGAUAUGAUAUUAUUAAAAUCAUUCUAAAAACCUCCACCAUCUGCAGCUGUUGUUAUGUAAGGUUUAUGUUAUGCAUUCUAAGAAGAUGAAAAAGUUAAAGGAAAAAAUAAUGGUAAAGAACCACCAUAAAUGGAAGAUUUUUGGGAAUAUUCUAAAAAAUAUGUUUUAAAUGAUAAACUUAUUAAAAGAAUUAAAAAAAUGAAAAUUGAAGAAAUUAGAGCAAUUCAUCCUACUAAAAUUUAAAAAUUAUCUGUUUUUAUAUAAAAUCCUUUAUUUGAAAGAGAAAAAGUAUUUAAUGCUUCUAUGGCUGCUGGUAAUCUUGCUGAUUGGAUUAGAGCAGUCUAUUCAACUUAUGAAGCUGUUGAAAUUAUUGAACCAAAAAAAGCAUAAUUAGUUGAAGCAGAAAAGAAUCUUAAAUUAGCAGAAGAAUAAGUUGAAAUCAAAAGAUAAGCAUUAGCUGAAGCUAUGCUUGUUUUAAAUGUAUUAUCAGUAGAAUAUUAAAAAGCUAGAAAAGAAAAAGAAGAAAUUGAAAAGAAGGUUUCUUAAAUUUAAGCUUAAUUAAAUAGAGCUGAAAAAUUAACUAAUGGAUUAGGUGAAGAAAAAUAAAGAUGGAAAAGAAAAGUUAUUGCUUAUAAAUCAGAAUAAUCUAAUGCUGAUGGAGAUUGUUUAAUAAGUGCUGCCAUUAUAUCUUAUUUAGGUGUAUUCCCAAUAUAAUAUAGAGAAUAAUGUUUAUAAUUUUGGAAAUUAAAAUUAAAACAAAAUUAAGUCAAUUUCUCUGAUGAUUAUUCAUUAUAAGCAUAAUUAUGUGAUCCUAUUUAAAUUAAUAAAUGGAUUUAAUAAAAAUUACCAAAUGAUUCAUUUUCUAUUGAUAAUGCUAUCAUAUUAAAAUAAUCAACUAGAUGGCCACUAAUGAUUGAUCCUUAAUUAUAAGCUAAUGAAUGGAUUAAAAAUAUGGAAGAUAUUAAAGUAUUAUUAAUACUUAAUUCUACAUAAUUACCUUAAUAAGUAUAAUUAUAAUUAGAACAUGCCAUCUAAAUUGGAUAUCCUGUCUUACUUGAAAAUUUAGGAUAAAGUAUUGAUCCACUAUAUGAACCUAUUUUAUAAUAAAAAAUUAUUAGAAAGUAAAAUAAAUGUUCUAUUAAAUUUGGUGAAAAAUUAAUUGAAUAUUCUAAUGAUUUUAGAUUUUAUAUGACUACUAAACUUAAUAAUCCUCAUUUUCAACCUUAAGUAUGUGUUAUGGUAAAUAUGUUAAUGUUUUAAGUAACAUAAGAAGGAUUAGUAGAUUAACUUUUAAAUAUUGUUGUCAAAAUAGAUGAACCAUAAAAAGAAGAAUAACGUAUUAAAAAUAUUUAAUCAAAUUUUAUUAAUAAGAAUAAACUUAUUUAAACUGAAACUUUAAUAUUAAAAUUACUCUCUGAAUCUAAAGGAGAAUUGUUAGAAAAUGAAGAUCUUAUAUAAACACUUUAAAAAUCUAAAGAUGAAAGUCUUUCAAUUGAAGAAAAAUUAAAAGGCUUAGAAUAUGAUAGAGUAAAUUUCAAUCAAAUAAGAUAAUUUUAUAAACCAGCUGCAGAAAAAGUAGCAAGUUUAUAUUUUAUAUUGAAUGAUCUUGCUGUAAUUGAACAUACAUAUCUAUGGUCUCUUGAUUUCUAUUUCUCACUCUAUACAAAAUCAAUUAGAGAAGCUUAAUAUGAAAAAUCUAAAAGAAAUUAAAAUAUUAUUGAAAAGUUUAUAUUAACUCUUUAUACAUAAAUUAAUAGAUCUUUACUAGAAAAGGACAAACUUAUAUUCAGAUUUUUAUUGUGUGUGAAAAUGAUGAAUGUUCCAACAGAUCUUAUACGAGCCACUGUUAUGGGUUGUACUCUUACAUCAACUGAUAUAUAAAUGCCUAAAGGAUUUCCUUGGUUAACUAGUAAAAUGUGGUUAGAACUUGUUGAUUUAACAAUUUAAUUUCCAUAGAUAUUUGAGAGUAUUUGUUCAGAAUUUGUUGAAUAGAAAGCAUUUUGGGAUAAUUUCUAUUCAAGCUAAACUUGUUAUAAAAUGCAAUAUAAAGAAUUAGAUUAAUAUUAGAUAAAUAUGCUAAUUAAAAUUAUUAAACCUGAAUAAUUUAUAUAGGCUACAAAUGAGAUGAUACGAAAAUAAAUAGGUAAUGCAUUUUUAGAAAAUAUACCUACUACUUUUGAGCAAUUCUAUUUAAAAUCUGAUUGUAAAAUUCCAUUGUUAUGUUUGAUUACACCAGGAGCAGAUCCUAGAUAAGAAAUCAUCAAAUUGGCUUCGAAGUAUGAAUUUGAAGAUAAAUUCAAUUAAAUUUCUUUAGGUUAAGGUUAAAGUUAAUUAGCUAUAAAAAUGAUACUUAGUGCAAUGUCUUAAGGUUCAUGGGUUUUAUUACAGAACUGUCAUUUAGCAUCUUCCUUUAUGCCAGAUUUAGAAUAAUUAUUUGAGACACAAUAUAAGAAAGAAAUAAAUGCUGAUUUUCGAUUAUGGCUCACUUCUUAACCAACUUCUAUAUUACCUCAUAAUGUUAUAUUGAAAUGUAAAUAUAAUAAAAUAAUAAUUUUAGCUUUAAAAAUAACUUAUGAAUUACCAAGAGGAUUAAAAAAUAAUAUGUUAAGAUCUUAUUAAACAUUAGAUGCUGAUAAAUUUGAAUAGUGUAAAAAGUUAAAAGAAUGGAAAAAUUUAUUUUUUUCACUUUCUCUUUUACAUGCUUGUUUAUUGGAAAGAAAGAAGUAUGGCCCAUUAGGGUGGAAUAUUGGAUACAAUUUUUCAUAACAUGAUUUAGAAAUAUCAAAAGAAUAAAUAUUAUUCUUUUUAGAUUAAUAUUCUGAAAUUCCUUGGGAUGCACUUCAUUAUUUAAUAGCUGAAAACAAUUAUGGAGGUAGAGUAACAGAUCCAAUGGAUAGAAAAUUAUUAAAAAUUUAUGUAGAAGAUUUAGUGAAUCAUAAGACAAUAUCUUAAGAUUAUAUUUUCUAUGAUAUUUAUUAGACACCACCUUAAAUGAAUCUAAAAGGUUAUAUUGAUUAUAUAUCAUAAUUACCAUUAAAUGAUCCUCCUUAAUUAUUUGGUUUACAUGCUAAUGCAGAAAUAUAUUCAGCAAUAUUGGAAACUGAGAAUUUGAGUUCUGUGAUAUUAUAAUUAUUACCUAGAACUUAAGGAGAUUCAGCUCAAAAACAUACAGAUAGUUUGGUAUGUAAAAAAAGUUAAGAAAUUCUUAAAAAUUUACCAUAAUAAUUUAAUAUUGAAGAAGUUCAAUAAUUAUUCCCUUUAACUUUGGACAAUCCUUUGAAUGCUGUAAUCUAAUAAGAAAUUACUAAAUAUAAUAGACUUUUAAUUAAGAUAUAAGAUUCAUUAAGUGUACUUAUUUAAGGUUUAGAUGGAUUUAUUAAUAUCUCUGAUUAAUCUUUAGAGAUAUAUAAUUCUGUUUUUGAUAAUAAGAUACCAGAAUAAUGGUUAGCUUUAUCUUAUUUAACAACAAAAUCUUUGGGUUCUUGGGUGACAGAUUUAAAAUAGAGAAUUGAAUUUCUUAAUUAAUGGAUUACAAAAGGAUAACCUAGAGUUUUUUGGUUAGGUGGACUAUUUUUUAUUUAAGGUUUCUUAACAGCAAUCUUAUAAUAAUACUCAAGAAAAUCUAAAAUUCCUAUUGAUUAAUUAAGAUUUGAUUUUAAAUUUCAUCAGGAUGAGCCAACAGAAAGUGGAAAUCAUGUAUUUGCAAAUGGUAUUUCUAUUGAUGGAGCAUCAUUUGAUUUCUAAGAAUCAACUUUAACUGAACCUUCAAGUAGUAUAUUAUUUUAUCCAUGUCCUAUAAUAUAAUUUUGUCCAACCUAAGAAAUUGUCAAAACUUAUAAGUAUUAUUCAUGUCCACUUUACAAUACUUCAUAAAGAAAAGGUGUAUUAACAUCAAAUGGACUAUCAGUCAAUUUUAUAUGUAAAAUUAAAGUACCAAUAAAUAACAAUAAAGAACAUUGGUCUAAAAGAGGAGUGGCUUUAAUUAUACAAGCCAAUUGA
Paramecium primaurelia is the source of this 12082-nucleotide messenger RNA. The record is from the annotation of a GenBank genome assembly. NCBI's taxonomy places the organism in Eukaryota, Ciliophora, Oligohymenophorea, Peniculida, Parameciidae.